Vollenhovia emeryi is the source of this 2869-nucleotide messenger RNA. RefSeq lists its product as uncharacterized. The transcript has a single exon. Bases 258 to 2738 code for a protein of 826 amino acids. The record is from RefSeq and is a predicted model, not a curated record. NCBI's taxonomy places the organism in Eukaryota, Metazoa, Arthropoda, Insecta, Hymenoptera, Formicidae.
AAAAAAGCGAACUGUUUAAUUUCUAUUUUAAGUUAAAGUAUUAUUCAAUAUCGUUUUUUUGUUGCAAUACUUACAAUGUGUAAUAAUGUUUAGUUUAAUUAUACGCUCUGUGAGAACGUUUAACAUGUGAUAUGUAGUUGAAUAUAAAAUUGACAUAAGAUUAACAUAUAUAGUAUUAUUAGUAUUUAAGUUUAAAUUUAUAAUAUUGCAAAACUGUUGCUGUAUGUUUUGUAUGUGCUGCAUUCAUUUAUACUAACAUGGUUCUUAUAAAGUGUCAUGAAAAUAGUUGUAAUGAAUAUUUUGAAAGCAUUGAUGCUCUUCAAAUUCAUUUCACUAUAAAACAUCCAACAUGUACAUAUUUCAGAUGCAAUAUAGACACUUGUAGACGUUCAUUUAAUGUGUGGAAUUCGUUUAGAAAACACUUGAGCAAAAACCAUGAUAUGCCCAAUCGCUUUGACAAUUCUAAUAAUGUAAUACAAAUAGAUUCUGUAGACUCUUACGAUCAGACACACACUGAAACUUUUUUUGAAACAAAUGUUCUCCAUGAAACAGAAUUAUUUGAUAACAUAUCACCUUCAGAUUUUUAUACUAUGUUGGAAAAACAUGCUAAUAUUCUUAUAUCUCAAAUUAAUACAAAACCAGGUCUCCCACGUAAUCAGGUUGAGUCUAUAAUCGAAAAUAUUUGUAGUUUUCUCAGUGGAAGUUUCCUUAACAUUUUGGAGCAAAAAGUAUUAAAUACACUUUCAACUUGUCACGCAAAGGCGGAAGAUAUUAACAGCAUUCAAGACAUGUUUAAAUCUCUGAGUAAUCCAUUCCACCAUCUAUCCACAGAAUACAAACGCAUAAAGUAUUUUAAAUCUACAGGCGCAUAUAUACCACCUGAAACUUACUACAUUGAUUCUUGUAUAGAGAAGAAAAAUACAAAAAAUGGUGUAAAACUGCAAAUGAAACCAGUAACUGCACAGUACAUUUCACUUAGAAAAGUUCUAAAGAAAUUUUUUGAGCUUCCUGAUGCUUUCAAUAGUACAAUACAAUACAUGCAGCAACUACAAACGGAGCCAAAUAUGAUAUAUAAUUUUAUACAAUGUGAAAGAUGGCGAUCUGUAACCACUAAAUACUUUAAACAGUCGGAUAUAGUGUUUCCACUUCUAAUUUAUUAUGAUGACUGGGAACCUAAUAACCCUCUGGGACCACAUUUAGAAAAGAUAGGUGCAGUGUAUGUAACAGUACCCUGUCUGCCCCCAGAAUGCCAAUCCAAGUUGGAUAAUAUCUUUUUAGCUCUUCUGUUUCAUAGUAAUGAUAGAAAGAAUUUUGGUAAUAGGAAAACAUUUGCUCCAUUGAUUAAUGAACUCAUUUUUUUAGAAACUGAAGGGAUAGAAAUAAAUACAAUGAAAGAGAAUAAGAGAGUUUAUUUUGCUACCAGUAUUUUGACUGGAGAUAAUCUUGGUAUUCACUCCAUGUGUGGAUUAGUUGAAAGUUUUUCUGCUAAAUUUAUGUGCCGUUUUUGUAAAGCAUCAAAACUUUUGACCGAGGUCCAGUGCACUGAAGACUUAACUUUGUUAAGAACUUCUGAAAGCUACCAAAAUGACUUAAGUGCAGAAAAUGCAAGUCUGACUGGAAUUAAAGAAGAGUGUAUUUUUAAUGUCGUACCAUCGAUAGAUAUUAUAGAAAUGCCUUUUGUUGAUGGAAUGCACGACUGUUUGGAAGGUAUAGGACACUACUCAAUGAUUCCUAUCUUGAAACACUUUUCACAAUUAGAUCCCUUAUUUAUAGAAACGCUCAACUGCAGAAUAAAUAUGUUUGAUUAUGGUCCUUAUGACAGUCUAAAUAAGCCACGUUGUAUAACUCUUGAAAUGUUAGAAAAGAGUAAAUUGAAAAUGACAGCAAAUGAAAUGAGUGUACUCGUACGUUUGUUUGGAAUCUUUAUUGGCGAUCUAGUUCAUGAAAAUGAUGAGUUCUGGCAAUUAUAUCUAUUAUUACAUGAUAUCUUUAGCAUAAUUCAGGCAAAAAGACUUCCAUCGGAUAUAAAAUAUGUUUUACAAAUUUUAACAAAAGAGCACAAUGAGUUAUACCUUAGAAUCACCGGAGAAAAAUUGAAACCUAAACAUCAUUUUCUUUUGCACUAUGCCAGAAUAUUUAAUUACAUGGGACCGUUUGCAAAUGUAUCCUGCAUGCGUUUUGAAGCUAUGCAUAAACGUUUGAAAGCAUAUUGCACUGCAACAGAAUCAAGAAAAAAUCUUCUCUUGUCUCUUGCUAUCAAAUUUCAGCUGAGUUUGUGCUAUAGAUUUACAACACAGUGUAGCAUUCUAUCUUGCCUUCUUAGAGGGCCUGGAAAAAGUAAAAAGCUUUCAGAAUUUCCUCAGUAUUCGUUCUUCAAAUUAUCACUCCCUAAUUCUCUGAAAAUGAAUUCUGAAAAUUAUUGUAUGAACUGGAUAGAAUGGAAAAAUGUUCGAUAUAAACUUGGAUUUGCUCUUAUUACGGGAACAGAUAGUUCUGGAGAUUUAUGCUUUGGACUUAUAAAAAUUAUUUUAUUACAUGAAGGUGAACCUUUGUUUAUAUGUUCACCUUUAUUUAAUAUAGGAUUAAAUUCUCAUGUCAAAGGGUAUGAAGUAGAAUGUGACAAUGAAAAUGAUAAAUGGUUUUGCAUAAAAGGUACUGAACUUGUUGAUUACCAACCACUUUACAUGUAUCAAAUGGCAAAUGGAGAACGUUACAUUGUUUUAAAGUAUUUUUUGUGAGACUGAUAAAUUAAAAAUAAAAAUAUGUUUAUUUUACUAUGAUUGUUACAUGAUACUUACUACUAAAAUAUUUAUAUUUUUGGUUGGUUGGUAAUCAACAAGUUCAGUAACCAUUCAUUUUCAUUGUUACA